UCUGCCACACCAACCCGUGCCUCAACGGGGCGCGCUGCCUAGAGGCCGAGGGCCACCGCCUGUGCCAGUGCCCUUCUGAUUAUGCCGGAAGCCUCUGCGAAGUGGACCUCAAGGCGAAAUGCUACCAUGGCCGCGGGGUAAGCUACCGCGGCACCGCCCAAACUACGCUCUCGGGCGCGAAGUGCCGGCGGUGGGCCUCAGAGGCCACCUACUGGAACCUGACAACAGAGCAAGCGCUGGCCUGGGGACUGGGCGACCACGCCUUUUGCCGGAACCCAGAAAAUGACAUCCGCCCUUGGUGCUUUGUGUUCAAUGGCGACCGGCUAAGCUGGGAAUAUUGCCAUUUGGCACCGUGCCAGGCCCUCACCCAGGAGAUGCCUCAGAUUUGGACUCUGGCACAGGACACCGGGCCCCAGGACUUCCCCUUGCCUUCGUCUUCGGUUCUGCAGAAGCCUCAGCCCACGCGCCAGAGCCCGCCUCAGUCCUCGGCCCCAGUGGCACACAAACAUCCGAUUAGCCUGACCACGACCCACCAGGAGGACCUGGUCAGCUGCGGACAGCGGCUCCGGAAACGGCUGUCCUCCCUGAGCCGCAUCGUCGGGGGACUGGUGGCACUACCUGGGGCACACCCCUACAUCGCCGCGCUGUACUGGGGUGAAAAUUUCUGCGCCGGCAGUCUCAUCGCCCCCUGCUGGGUGCUGACCGCGGCUCAUUGCCUGCAAAACCGGCGA
Molecule: messenger RNA, 731 nt
Organism: Condylura cristata (star-nosed mole)
Lineage: Eukaryota; Metazoa; Chordata; Mammalia; Eulipotyphla; Talpidae
Product: coagulation factor XII-like
Exons: 4
Biological process (GO): zymogen activation; blood coagulation
Cellular component (GO): rough endoplasmic reticulum
Molecular function (GO): serine-type endopeptidase activity
Source: RefSeq, a predicted model, not a curated record